This is a messenger RNA of Malus domestica (apple), 836 nucleotides long. NCBI's taxonomy places the organism in Eukaryota, Viridiplantae, Streptophyta, Magnoliopsida, Rosales, Rosaceae. The record is from RefSeq and is a predicted model, not a curated record.
UUCUACCAAGAACGGAAAGCAGAUUUUGACAUGUAGCACCGCCAAUUCAACGUCCUUGAACGGGUUUGGUUUGAUCAUGUCCAUGGAGACAUGAUUAUCGCAGAUAAACUUCCUGCAAUAACAAGGUUGUAUGUGCACGAAACCCUGAGAGGCUUCUGAUCAGCUUAUUUAUAUAACUUACAAAUCAAGGUACAAUUCCAAAGAAAAAUGACGUCAAUGGGAAGCCGAGUAACUAUUUUAGCAACUAUCGUAUGCAUUUUCAUGUGUCUUGAGGCCGCACAAGCUCGUCAUCAUAUUCGCCGUGCUCCGACAGCGAACCCUCAUGAUUUUCUGAAGGUUCACAACAAUUUACGACGGAAAAUUGGCCUACCGCCCUUGGUGUGGGACGAAAACCUAGCAGCGGUUGCUAGGAUUUACACGAAACAGAGAGCGAGCAUGGACUGCAGGAUGGUACACUCAACGGGGCCUUACGGGGAGAACAUCUUCUGGGGCGGCGGGAAUCAGCCAUGGGGGGCGAGGUUUGCGGCGAAGUCGUGGUCACACGAGAAGUUGUUCUAUGAUUACCAGACGGAUAGUUGUAAAACCGGGCAGAUGUGUGGGCAUUAUACGCAAAUGGUGUGGAAGGACACGAAGCGUCUGGGUUGUGCACGAGAGGUUUGCAGAAAUGGAGCCGGGGAGCUCAUCAUAUGUAACUAUGAUCCGCCAGGAAAUUGGGUUGGAGAGAAACCCUAUUAGAAAUUAUGGGAUGUGCAUGCAUGAACUCGUAGCCACUUGGAAUUGGAUUAUUGUUUUGAUGAUUAAUUGAUCAUUACCAAUAGUCUAAUCACUUUAUUAGA